Ruditapes philippinarum (Manila clam) is the source of this 4239-nucleotide messenger RNA. Its product is annotated as NAD(+) hydrolase SARM1-like. Gene Ontology annotation, cellular component: dendrite. NCBI's taxonomy places the organism in Eukaryota, Metazoa, Mollusca, Bivalvia, Venerida, Veneridae. The annotation marks the transcript as partial. Gene Ontology annotation, molecular function: signaling adaptor activity; NAD+ nucleosidase activity; protein binding. Gene Ontology annotation, biological process: negative regulation of MyD88-independent toll-like receptor signaling pathway; response to axon injury; signal transduction. The transcript is spliced from 8 exons. The record is from RefSeq and is a predicted model, not a curated record.
GAAAGCUCCCUGACCUCUUGAUAGAGGAAGAGAGAGGUGAAGGUCACUCUUUUGGGUUCAAAUCUUUAGAACGUUCAAAAUCAGAGGCAGCACUUCUUCAGGGAAAACGAUCCCAUCACCAAAGCUCGGGAUCUUCACAGGAUAGCGGUGAUUUUGGUGACCUACAUAACAUUUCUGAAUGCUCUAAAGUUUAUUUUGAUCUUUCGAAAGGUGAAACUUUUGAAGAACACACGGGUAAGAAUGUCUUUUUCGCACCAUCAAGGUCAAACUCUGGACGCUUUUUAGAAACUAUUCAUCAAAACGAAGAGUUACGUGUAGAUGAAAUGACCUUGAACUAUAGGGAUCAUAGGUCAAUCUCUGUUGGAAGUACAUCCAGUAUGGACAGUAUGGACGGGCGGUAUUAUAGAGCAGACGUUGAUGGUGGUCAAGAUGGCGCCAACUUCUUGGCAACUUUUGAAGCGCUUUCAACUUCUUUGAAAGAGAAAAUAACAAAACUAGUCACAUGUGAAGAAGAGGAUGAGCAAAUUGAAGUCCUUAAUGAUAUUAAUCUUUUAAUUGAUCAAGCGUGGUCAACACCCACUGUUGGUAGAGAUUUAGCCUAUGGCCUUAGUGCUAUUAUUAACCAAGAUAAAGCUUUAGAUGCAGUUUUAAAAUAUUGUCUACAAGGUUCAAAAUCGCUUCUUGUUUCUUCUAUAAAAGUUCUGGAACAAGUGUUAACCACUGAUAAUAGAGAAUAUGUGGCGGCUAAUGGAUUAGAUUCACUUGUUCAAAUGUGUUUGAAAUAUAAAGAUGAUCGAGAAAUUGCUCAAAUGACGACAGGAAUUCUGGAGAGCAUGUUUAAGACAUCGGAAGACACGUGUCAAAGACUAAUUGACCUUGGAGGUUUAGAGGUUAUAUUGUAUUGGUGUAGAUGUCAAGAUCGACUUACAUUAAGGCAUUGUGCCAUAGCUUUAGCUAACCUGUCUCUGUACGGUGGACCUGAAAACCAUAGCCAAAUGAUACAUCUUAAAGUUCCUGAGUGGUUAUUUCCCUUGGCAUUUAACGAGGAUGAUAUAGUUCGAUAUUAUGCUUGUUUAGCUAUAUCUGUGUUAGUUGCAAAUAAACUAGACAAGAAAAUUGAAACAGCUGUCCUGAAUUCAGGAACUUUAGCUCUUGUACUCCCAUUUAUAACAAGUCAUACACCCAUGGAAUUUGCGCAGAUGGACCUCUGGCAUCGCCAUGGACGGUCACAUGAAUGGUUAGAAAGACUGGUUCCUGUUCUUACAAGUAAAAGACAGGAACCACAGGCUCUUGCUGCAUUCCAUUUUGCAAUGGAAGCUGGGAUCAAAUCUGAACAAGGAAGAAAAAAGAUUUUUACUGAAAUCGGAGCUAUUGAACCCUUGAAGAAGGUUGCAAGUACAAGCCCAAAUCCAACAGCCUCUCGUUUAGCUGCCGAUGCCCUGAAAAUACUAGAGGAGGAGAUACCACAUAGAUUGUCUCAAAAUAUCCCACUCUGGUGUAAUGAAGAUGUUAUAUUCUGGGUUUCACAGAUAGGGUAUUGUGAAUACAUUCCACAAUUCAAGAAAUGUGAAGUUGACGGUGAUUUAUUACUGAGAAUUACAGAGGAUGAUCUCAUAGACAGUAUCAACAUGAGCCCAUCACUAGCGAGGAAAAGAUUUAUGCGAGAGCUCAGAGAUCUGAAGAUAUCAUCAGAAUACACGUCAUGUGACCCGAGCAAGCUUGACGAUUGGCUGAAACAGUUGUCUCCAGAACUAGGACAGUAUACAUAUCAGCUUCUGUUAUCCGGGGUAGAUAAAAAUUUCCUGUUUCAAAUGUCUGAAGAGCACCUGAGAGAAGACUGUGGUGUAACUAAUGGGGUACAUCGAGCCAAAAUUUUACAAUAUAUAAGAGAACAUUGUAUGCACCGGAUGUGUUCAAAGUCGAGUGUUGACGUGACUGAUGCCCCAGACACUUACACUGAUGUUAAAACAAUAGAUGCCUUUAUAAGUUAUAGAAGAUUAAAUGGGGCCCAAUUAGCUAGUCUUUUGAAAGUUCAUCUUCAGCUAAGAGGGUUCUCCGUUUUUCUUGACAUUGAACGAUUGAACGCUGGAAAAUUUGACGAGGGUCUACUGACUAGUAUUGCACAGUCGAAAAACUUUAUUCUCGUUCUUACAGCAGAUGCUUUAGAGAGGUGUAAAAAUGAUCAUCAGAAAAAAGACUGGGUUCACAGGGAAAUUGUUGCUGCGUUAGAAAGUAAAUGUAAUAUUAUACCGAUAACUGACAAUUUCGAAUGGCCGUCAGGAGAUACCUUACCAGAAGAUAUCAGGCAGAUUUGUUUCUUUAAUGGAAUCAAAUGGAUACAUGACUACCAAGAGGCAUGUGUUGAUAAAUUGGAGAGGUUCUUACGGGGUGAAAAGAAACCUUCCCUCCAUGGCCUUGGAUCCUCAUUUGAAGAUAAUUCUCCCCAUAAUGCACCUCAUGGUCAUGAUCCUGUAGUGAGGCCCAAAAGAGGGCAGAUGCAAGGAAUGGGGGCCUCAUUCGAGGACUGUCUAUGAAGAACUAUAGACAAUAGAAUCUAAAAAUUUUGUUGUUUAUCUGUGAUUCAUGUACAUGGAGAAGAGUGCUUGUAUUAAUGCAAUGCUAGAAGCUGAAAUACUAGUACUUGGUCAAUUCUGGAAGUUUAACUAAUUGUACUACGCAAUGAGAUAUUGUGCUAUUUUGUGUGUGGGCAAUAUCUCCCCUCUACAUAGAAGCAAGAUUCUGACCUAGAACAAACAUAUCUCAGAAUCUAGCUUUGGCACGUCAAUAUAUUUUUACCAACAAAUCCGGUAACAUUGAAAGGUCUGAUUCAGCACUGCUAAGUAAAUAUAUUUUGGCUUCUCUCAUUUGUUUGGUGUCUGUAAAGCCUCGCCCGACUUCACUCAUAAUUGUCUCUUCAGAUUUUUCAAACAUAUUUACUAGUACAUUGAAAUUAAAUUUGCAGGCUGCUUAUGUCAUUGCUAAAUGGUGAGAGCAAUGUUGCACAAUAAUAUUCAGCUGUUGCUUUUAAAAAAAACUAACAUAUUUAAGUUCCAGAAAGUUAUCAGUUUCAAAUUUUUAUUUAUUUUUUAUUAGACUUUAUAUCCUAUUUGUUCAAAUGUAAUAGCUGAGUCUAAGAUAAUGUUGUCUGGUAAGCCAAAUAUGUUUGUUAUAGCUCUUUUCAUGUGCCAAUAUUGGACAGAAUGGUAUGUUUGAUGCUUUCUAAAGGUUUUUAGGCAUUUUGUGUUGUAAAAUGGGCAAAAAGCUUCAUUGUAAAAUGGGCAAAACGCUUCAUUUAUGGUGUACUGGUACCACAAAUGGGACAAAAGUUCAAAUGGGACCACAUGAGAGGGUGAAGAUUGUUUAACCAGAAGGAGCUACAUUUCUACAUUUCUGUAAAUAGAACAGAAGAAAAAAAGACCUCAUACACUUAUUUUCCUAUGGGGAUAUCCUUACAUUUUCUUUCAGAAUUAUUUUAUCAGGCUAAGGUUUGGUCAAGAAGAAUUUGAAUGUUCCUCUAACAUGUUGUCUAACUGUACUGUACUCUAGUAUAAUACUGUAUACUUUACUUUUAUAUUUUUUAAAUGUUUCUUUUUCACAGUUUCAUUUUGUUAACAAUUUUUUAAACAUUUACUUUUUAAUAUGGAAACAUUUUAUACAGUGACUCUUUAAAGAUUGUAUUUUUAUUACCUUUACAGAGACAAUUUCCUUAUAUUCUUUACCUUAAAAAAGGGUAGUGGAUACCCAAAACUAGUAGGCUUUUAAUAAAUUAUAAACUUGUUUGGAAGUUGUCAUGUGUGACUUUCAUAUUAUUUACUGUAGUUUAAAUAAUAUUAAGAUAUUAUAACAAUUUAUAAAGUGAAUCUUUAAAGAUUGUAUUCUUAUUGAUAUUACUUUUACAGAGCAUCCUAUUGAGGGAAUAAAACAUAAAUUAGCAUACAAUUGUACUACCAGUAUUCUUUUUAUUUACCUAUGAAAAUAUCAAAAAAAUUGUAACUCUGUAUGUAUGUGGCAAAGGGGCAACUUUACAAAUCGUAUUACAUAUUUAGUCAAAACAGAGUAUCUUCCCUUGUUAAUGUCAAAAUAUAUUUAUGUUAUAGUAUUUCAGAAGGGAUAUUAAUUUAAAUGAACAUUGUUGUUUGUUUCUUUAAUGUUUGUUGUAUUUUACCACCUGAAACCAGAUAUUUUAUGGAAGUAAAUUGUUAGCAAUUUUGUGCAAUAAAACUGUCACCAGAAUCAAAA